Entrophospora candida is the source of this 624-nucleotide messenger RNA. Lineage: Eukaryota; Fungi; Glomeromycota; Glomeromycetes; Entrophosporales; Entrophosporaceae. The record is from the annotation of a GenBank genome assembly.
AUGUUUUUAAUGCACAGUAAUAAUAAUCAAAUCGAGAAGCUAUUGCGUAGGCAACUUUCAAACAGUAAAUGCAACAAGGAGACUAUCAAAUCAGCUGAAUCAAAAAGAAAAACGAUUGGUAGCAAUGAAUAUAAAAACAAUCCAACAUCAAAUAAAUGUCCAUUUUUAAAAAUUAAUUCAAUAAGCCCAACGCAUGAUUCAACGAUUGUUAAUUUAUGUAUAUCGACAGCUUUUGUUACUAGAGUUGGAUUGGGAUUGGAAUUUGAUGGAUUAUAUUCCGCCGACUAUUCACAAAUAGAAGAAACUUCUAAAAACUUAAACACAACCCCAACAACAUUGUUUACAAAAAAGAAUUUUAUUAAACGAAUCGCAGCCAUAGCCGUAAUAGGAAUGGCUUUGUAUGAAUCAUUUAAGUGGAAAUUACUUUGGUUGUUGAGGUAUCUUGGGUGCCCAUUUGAAGGAUUGUUUUACUUCUGUAGCGUAGCAAAUAAAAAAUCAGCAAUAACUACAUUUUGGUUAUCAGCGACCUAUUUUGAGAAUAACAAAAAAGGCAUCCGGCCAAUCGGUCAUAAUGUUAUGGAAAUUGACAAAGCGUUAAACGAUGAUGAUGUGAAAACUAUUUAA